This is a messenger RNA of Vicia villosa (hairy vetch), 546 nucleotides long. Its product is annotated as secreted RxLR effector protein 161-like. The record is from RefSeq and is a predicted model, not a curated record. The coding region runs from base 1 to 546 and encodes 181 amino acids. NCBI's taxonomy places the organism in Eukaryota, Viridiplantae, Streptophyta, Magnoliopsida, Fabales, Fabaceae. The transcript has a single exon.
AUGACUGGAAGUUUGCUAUAUCUUACAGCUAGAAGACCAGAUAUCACGUUUGCGGUAGGUGUAUGUGCAAGGUAUCAACUUGAGCCAAAAACCAAUCACAUCAAUCAAAUAAAAAUAAUUUUUAAGUACAUUAAUAGUACAAGUGACUACGGGAUAUUGUACUAUCAUGGUUCAUGUUCUAUGCUUAUAGGGUAUUAUUAUACAGAUUGGGCUGGUAGUGCUGAUGAUAGAAAAAGAACACCUGGUGGAUGUUUCUUUUUGGUUAACAAUCUAAUUUCCUGGUUUAGUAAGAAACAAAACAAUGUCUCUCUGUCUAUUGCUAAAGCUAAGUAUAUUGUAGCUGGAAGUAGCUGUUCACAACUGAUGUGGAUGAAACAAAGGUUGAAGGAAUAUAAUGUUGAACAAGAUGUCAUGACAUUAUAUUGUGACAAUCUUAGUGCUAUCAAUAUUUUAAAGAAUCCUAUUCAACACAUCUGGACCAAGCUUAUUGACAUUCGUCAUCAUUUUAUCAGAGAUAUGGUUGAUGAUAAAGUAAUCACUCUAUAG